AUGAACGGGGAUCUCAGCCUGUCCCAGACUCUGGGAGGGCUUCGGAUAGCCAAUCCAGACGAUUCGCCUCUUCCAACGGAGGAUGCGACCGCUGGGUCAACAGGCUCCAGCCCGUUCGGACGGCCGGACGGUUCGGUAUCAACACUACACAAUCCCGCACAUGACGAACACCCCUCUGUCUUUCCUCCUGCACCCAUCGAAGUCCCCAUGACAGAUGAUCGCCCGACUUCAUUCCCUCAAGCCUCCCCCGAGAUACCACCAUUGCAAUCAGGCACAUACCAGGCGUACUCGGCUCCACCCCUCUCAACACCUCCGAAUCCCAACCGACCCCUUUCCUCCGUAUACUUGAAUGGCUCAGCAACAUCGAUACUCCCCCGUGACAACACAUAUCGAAUUCGAACUGAUUCCGGUGCUUCAUCCCAAUCUGGGUCUCAGGCGCGGUUAGACACACGAGGAGGAUCGUCGGCAUUACAUGCCGGUGUUCUGGCGCGCGACAACUCCCACAGCGACCGAUCCUACCGGACCGCGCAGAUCCCGGGCAACGGCCCGGCGGUGAUGCGUCAAUCGUCUCGAGCACAAGCAAGAAGUGGUGGCGCGUCUCAGAUGCCGCGAACGUCUUAUAUGGCAGAAAACGGCCCAAUGCCGAGUAGUGAGGAUUGGCAAGACCGUGGCGCCGCGGUCUCUGUGAGACAGGAGGUCGACGCCAACGGCCAAACCGUCUCUCGUUAUAUCAAAAAGGGUGUUCGAGACUUUUCGUUUGGGAAUACUCUCGGUGAAGGCUCCUACAGUACGGUCGUCUUUGCAACGGACCGACAGACUUUGAAGGAAUACGCGAUUAAGAUCCUUGACAAACGACACAUCAUCAAGGAGAGAAAAGUUAAAUACGUGAACAUUGAGAAGGAUACACUCAAUCGACUGACCGACCACCCGGGUAUUGUCCGGCUAUAUUACACCUUCCAGGAUGAGCAGUCGCUAUAUUUUGUGCUAGACUUGUGCAAAGGAGGAGAAUUGCUCGGUGUUCUCAAACGGAUGACCACAUUUGACGAAGAGUGUACAAGAUUCUACAGCGCCCAGAUUCUUGAUACGAUAGACUAUAUGCACAAGCGCGGCGUUAUCCACCGAGACCUGAAGCCAGAAAAUGUGUUACUUGACAGCGGGAUGCAUGUCAAGAUCACUGAUUUCGGGACAGCAAAGAUUCUCAAGACUCCACGAGUUGAUCCCAGUUCAAACGGCAUUCUUCCUCUUGACUCGGCCGAGCUUACACAGGAAGAGCGGGCGAGCUCUUUUGUCGGCACUGCGGAGUAUGUCAGCCCCGAGCUGCUGACCGACAAAAAUGCAUGCAAAGCUAGUGAUCUUUGGGCUUUUGGUUGCAUAAUCUACCAGCUUUUGGCCGGUCGUCCACCGUUCAAGGCCGGAAACGAGUACCAGACUUUCCAGAAAAUUGUGGCACUCGACUACGAGUUCCCGAUUGGAUUUCCGACUGUUGCGCGUGAUCUUGUCGAACGUCUGCUCGUUCUAGAGCCUACUCGGCGUCUCCAGAUCGAACACAUCAAAAAUCAUGAAUUCUUUGAAGGUAUCACAUGGGGCUCAGAUCUAUGGCAACAGAAGGCACCCCGCUUGAAGGCCUAUGUACCCCCUGCACGCGACCCCAUCAAGCUCAAUGACAGUAAAAAUGGGGAGAGUCCACCUCCAGUCGUCUCCACUGCCCCCAUGAAUGCACCAAAUGCCAGUUCCCGCCACCUUCCACGGGUGGUAACCGAGCUACCCCCGCCGAGCCAGCUCGAUAUUGAAUGGUCGCCAGUACUAAGCAAAACCAACGAGCGGAUUUUGAAAUUGGGUAAUCUAGUUGUUCUGUCUUCUGCUGCCUCACACAGCCCAACGUCCAAGAACAGCAGUGGUGAAUUCGAGGCACCCAGGAAGUUCUCUCGUUUCUUCUCAGGAAGCGCCACAAAGAAGCGACAGCGGUUGGUGAUGGUCACAUCAUCCGGGCGGGUCAUUCUGGCCGCGUCAGGGGGUGAUGAUAAGAAGAUCAAGCUUGAGAUUCCCCUGCUUGCUCCGGGGACAAGCUACAGAAGUACAACGGAUUCUAAAGGAAUUUCAUCCUGGAUUGUGGACACGAGGGAGAAACAUUACGUUUUCGAGGAUCCCAAGCCCUCAUCAAGCAACAUCGGCGCCACAGCGGUCCAAGUACAAGAAUGGCUCGACGCAUUGGACAGGUCCCGAGAGAUGGCAUCACAGCAACCAAGCGCCGGCUUCUCCGACGAUGCAUUCCGCGACCUUUCCUCUGGUUUCCCUAGUCCCGCCAACACACUAGACCGCUCGUCUGACAUGCAGAAAGAUGAUAGAGGCCCACCAUCAUCGGGUCGGAAUCACCUAGUCAAACAGCAGACCGGUGACACUGAGUCAACGAAAGGAAGGAAACGAUUCAGCAAACGUCAUUCGAAGAAUGGUCUUGCUGCGGUGUUUUAG
Molecule: messenger RNA, 2469 nt
Organism: Penicillium crustosum
Lineage: Eukaryota; Fungi; Ascomycota; Eurotiomycetes; Eurotiales; Aspergillaceae
Product: PDPK1 family serine/threonine-protein kinase
Exons: 2
Coding region: 1-2469 (822 amino acids)
Biological process (GO): intracellular signal transduction; peptidyl-serine phosphorylation
Molecular function (GO): protein serine/threonine kinase activity; ATP binding
Source: RefSeq, a predicted model, not a curated record